AAUGGAAACGUUUAAAGCUGACUCUUCAUCAUUUCCAAACUGAUGACGGCACCUCACUAUCACUAAAACAACCAAAUUAUUUUUAUAGAAAAUAAAAAGAAAAAAGAAAGAACUUUAUCGAAACUGGAUCCGAACCCGAAUCCUACGGAAAAGAGUAGGAAGGCAGAUCCAUUUGCUUACCCUUCUAACCUCUAAUCUAAAAAUGGAUGAGCAGCGGCGGCAGCAGCAGCAGCAAGUGAAAGUAGAAGAGGAGGAUCGGAGCAGUAGCAGUGAUAGCGGAGACUACACGUCGGAAGACGAAGGAACCGAAGAUUACAGGCGCGGCGGCUACCAUGCUGUUCGAAUCGGAGACAGUUUCAAGAACGGACGAUAUGUCGUUCAGAGUAAGCUUGGUUGGGGUCAUUUCUCCACCGUCUGGCUCGCUUGGGACACUCAAAUUUCCCGAUAUGUAGCUCUCAAGGUACAAAAAAGUGCUCAGCACUACACCGAGGCAGCCAUGGAUGAGAUAACCAUCUUGCAGCAGAUUGCAGAUGGAGACCCUGAUGAUAAAAAAUGCGUUGUAAAGCUUUUGGAUCAUUUUAAACAUUCGGGUCCGAAUGGUCAGCAUGUUUGUAUGGUUUUCGAGUACCUGGGGGAUAAUCUUUUGACCUUCAUCAAAUAUUCUGAUUACCGGGGACUGCCUAUUCACAAGGUUAAGGAGAUAUGUUUCAAUGUCUUAGUGGGUUUGGAUUACUUACACAGACAGCUUUCUAUCAUUCACACUGAUCUGAAGCCAGAGAACAUAUUGCUAUUAACAAUGAUUGACCCAUCAAAGGAUCCUAGAAAAUCUGGUGCUCCUCUUAUUCUUCCGAAUAGUAAGGAUAAGUCUGCAUUGGAGUCUGGGAUUGCAAGAUUAAAUGGAGACUUGUCUAGGAAUCAGAAGAAAAAGAUUCGAAGAAAGGCUAAGCGAGCAGCUCAGGGGUGUGUGGAGAAGGAAGCGGAUGCAGAUCCUGAAACAUCUGCUUUGGAAGAGUUGUCAGCUAAUGCAAAAUUAAAUGAGGGUUCUACUGAGGAGCAGCCUACUAGUUCAGAAAAUGCAAAUAGAUUUUCUGAUGUUGAUCGAACAAGGGGCACUGGAUUGGGAAAUCAGGGCACUAAGAGGGGGAGCCGUUCCAACAGGCAGAACUUGUUGGCCUCAGUUGACCUGAAGUGCAAGUUGGUGGACUUUGGGAAUGCAUGCUGGACGUACAAACAGUUUACGAAUGACAUUCAAACUAGGCAGUACCGUUGUCCAGAGGUGAUCCUUGGAUCCAAAUAUUCUACAUCUGCAGAUAUGUGGUCCUUUGCUUGCAUUUGUUUUGAGCUGGCAACUGGUGAUGUACUUUUUGACCCUCACAGCGGUGACAACUUCGACAGGGAUGAGGACCACUUAGCAUUGAUGAUGGAGCUUCUUGGAAUGAUGCCGCGGAAGAUUGCCUUAGGUGGCCGCUAUUCCCGGGACUUCUUUAAUAGAUAUGGUGAUCUGCGGCACAUACGAAGGUUGCGUUUCUGGCCCUUGAAUAAGGUUCUCAUGGAGAAGUAUGAAUUUAGUGAGAAAGAUGCAAAUGAAAUGACAGAAUUCUUGAUUCCUAUCCUUGAUUUUGUCCCUGAGAAGCGGCCGACUGCAGCUCAGUGUCUUCUUCAUCCAUGGAUUAAUGCAGGCCCUAAUGUUUUAGAACAGUCUGGUCAAAACCAAGCUUUAGAAAGUCUAAAUUCAGAGAAAAAGAAGAGGGAGAAAGAUGAGAGGGAGGCAAUGGAGAUUGGACUGGGGAAUAUAGCUAUCAAUGUAGAAUCUAAAGGAGUUAAAGAUCCUACUUCCAGUAAUGUAAAGCUAUCCCAAGCAACUACAAGCAGUUCAUCUAGAUAACAAUCUGGCGUAUGCAAAUAGCAACUUGGUCCCUCUCAACCGUCCCUGUGGAGUUGUCUGCAAUAGCAGCUGGCAAUCUUGCAAGGCAUAAUUACUUCCUAUGAUGAUUUUGCAUCCAUUUUUCAAUCUUGAUGGGCAUUGGAAUGUGGUUAUGGGAUUGGACGGAGCAUUGGCUUGAGAAGAAUACAUCUCCAGAAAGAAUUCUCUUUUGAGCACAACCGGAGGAGUGCAUGUGCCUUCUUCAACCACUGAACACCAUAGGCCAGCAACUAUUGCUUCUUACGAACUCCUGCAUGUGAUGUUGUUAAUUUAUGCGAUUCAUGUACUCGAUGGCUGACAUCUUUGAUACCACUACAACUAUUAAUACAUUACUUAAAUCCUUCACAUUUUUUAA
Populus trichocarpa (black cottonwood) is the source of this 2279-nucleotide messenger RNA. RefSeq lists its product as uncharacterized. Gene Ontology annotation, biological process: regulation of mRNA processing; spliceosomal complex assembly; protein phosphorylation. The coding region runs from base 203 to 1885 and encodes 560 amino acids. Gene Ontology annotation, molecular function: protein kinase activity; ATP binding. The transcript has 4 exons. The record is from RefSeq and is a predicted model, not a curated record. NCBI's taxonomy places the organism in Eukaryota, Viridiplantae, Streptophyta, Magnoliopsida, Malpighiales, Salicaceae.